Molecule: messenger RNA, 132 nt
Organism: Dentiscutata erythropus
Lineage: Eukaryota; Fungi; Glomeromycota; Glomeromycetes; Diversisporales; Gigasporaceae
Source: the annotation of a GenBank genome assembly
AUGUCGGAAUCUUCGUUGAAAAAAGCAGAGAAAAAAGUGCAAGCACUAGAUGCACAAAUCAAAAGUUUACAACUCGACCGAGAUAGUUUGGCUCAAGAAACGAAGACACUUAAAGAAGACAAUAAGCGAUAG